Pogoniulus pusillus (Red-fronted tinkerbird) is the source of this 753-nucleotide messenger RNA. RefSeq names its product olfactory receptor 14J1-like. NCBI's taxonomy places the organism in Eukaryota, Metazoa, Chordata, Aves, Piciformes, Lybiidae. Gene Ontology annotation, cellular component: membrane. Bases 1 to 753 code for a protein of 250 amino acids. Gene Ontology annotation, biological process: G protein-coupled receptor signaling pathway. The transcript has a single exon. Gene Ontology annotation, molecular function: odorant binding; G protein-coupled receptor activity; olfactory receptor activity. The record is from RefSeq and is a predicted model, not a curated record.
AUGUACUUCUUCCUCCUCAACCUCGCCCUCCUUGACCUGGGCUGCAUCUCCACCACUGUGCCCAAAUCCAUGGCCAAUUCCAUGUGGGACACCAGGGUCAUCUCUUACACAGGAUGUGUUCUCCAGCUCUUCUUCCUAAUAUUCCUUGUUGAUGCUGAGUUUUGUCUUCUCAUAGUCAUGGCCUAUGACCGCUACAUUGCCAUCUGCAGACCCCUGCACUAUGAGACCAUCCUGGGCAGCAGAGCUUGUGCCCACAUGGCAGCAGCUGCCUGGGCCAGUGGCUUUCUCAAUGCUCUGCUGCACACAGCCAAUACAUUUUCCCUGCCCCUCUGCCAGGGCAAUGCUGUGCACCAGUUCUUCUGUGAGAUCCCUCAGAUCCUCAAGCUCUCCUGCUCCACAGCCUACCUCAGGGAGGUUUGGCUUCUGGUGCCCAGUGCCUGUGUAGUCUUUGGCUGCUUUGUGUUCAUUGUGGUGUCCUAUGUGCAGAUCUUCAGGGCAGUGCUGAGGAUGCCCUCUGAGCAGGGAUGCCACAAAGCCUUUGCCACCUGCCUCCCUCACCUGGCUGUGCUUGCCCUGUUUGUCAGCACUUGCAUGUUUGCCUACCUGAAGCCCCCCUCCAUCUCCUCCCCAUCCCUGGAUCUGGUGGUGUCAGUUCUGUACUCAGUGGUGCCUCCAGCAGUGAACCCUCUCAUCUACAGCCUGAGGAACCAGGAGCUCAAGGAUGCCCUGAGAAAACUGUUUGGACAUUUUUAA